Molecule: messenger RNA, 795 nt
Organism: Talaromyces rugulosus
Lineage: Eukaryota; Fungi; Ascomycota; Eurotiomycetes; Eurotiales; Trichocomaceae
Exons: 1
Coding region: 1-795 (264 amino acids)
Source: RefSeq, a predicted model, not a curated record
AUGUCGACAGUAGCAGUUGUCGCAGGGUUCAGCCAGACGAAUCGAUGGCUCAUGUACGCCAGCUUCAUGUUGGCUCCCGCCCAAUUCGUCGGUGGACUCGGAAGUAACUGCCCCAGCAAUAUCGGGUUUUUGGCCUACAAUUGGUAUACCCAGAUUCAAUGGUACCAAGCUGUGAAAGCAAAGCAACUCCAUGCACUCUCUUUGCUGCCUGUUCACUUCAAUUUCCUAUACGUCUUGACCUACCUCGGUGGAAUCACAUCGGGCAAUAUCUUCAUGGGCCUUAUUCUAGGUCUGGGCACAGCCGGUGUAAUGAUCUUGAAUACUAUCUCUGCUUGGACGAGUUGGGCUACCAAUCAGCAGGACGGUUUCGGAGUGUAUCAAUUCUUUUUCUUCGGCUGGCGGACCCUCAGCCCGGGCUGGCAUACAUUCAUCUUGCUAUGGCAGAUUGCAGAUUCUAUUCUCGCCUUUGGCUGCGUCCUAACUGCCUUGACAAUCUCUGUUAUGGUAACACGCAAGGAUUUCGACGAAGAUAAAUUACCAUGGUAUCUUCACACAUAUCCCAUGAUUUUACUGGGCUCAGUUGCUAUGCUGCUCGCUGGCUGGGAACUUAUUUUAUGGGCGGAGCUCAUUGUCUCUCGAAACCAUAUAGAAUCAGAAACUGAUAUGGUUGCAGUAUGGCUUUUUGUUGCACAAGUUGGGGCCAUGUUAAUACCAAGUUGUGGGAGUGUGUUGGGGUGUUUUAGGAGUGGGUUUCGUGGACCUCGGUCAUCUCCUGAGGAACAUGGCCUUGUAUAG